UCUCGUCGCCUCCGCCCAAUCUUCCCGCCCCAUCUCGUCGCCACCAGGUUGCCCGUUCUCAUCGCUCAUCACUCUCUCUCGUGCCGUGGAACCAGCCAUGGAACAGUUUCUUACCGCCGUUGACACGCUUCUGGACUGUUUGUGGGACAGCGCUCUCGCCAGCGCUCUCGCCCAAUCGCCCAAGACGAAAAAGGAGGAAUUCAUCAAACUGCUGACUCGGGUGAACCACUCUAUUGCCGCUCGGAAGCUCGCAGGCAAAAAGGCACCUGGCAAUGACAAGCCAAUCCAGAAACAGGAUAUCGCAAGCGCUUCCGGGUUUCUGAAGCAAAUUUGUAAAAACGAACAAGGGAGGGAGGCGAAAAAAGAAGAGUUGGAAAAACUGGCCUGCUUGCAACGUUUGGAUGACAGAGCGCUCGGCAUCCUGGCAGUUCUCUGUACAGCAGACGACAUCUUCAAGCAUUCAAUCGGGACUGUUAAGGAGCUUGUGGAAGGGGUCCGGAAAAUAGCAACAUGGUCGCAUUGGCCAGAUGAUCCGAAGCUCGCCGAGGUCGUACGACAACAGAGACCGCCGGGCAUCGCGUUCGAGGGCAUCUCAGAAGUCCGCCAACCAGCAAGCAGCUCGGCACCGAUGGUUGUUCGGCCUGGCGUACGCAACACCGCGGUCAUGGCCCAGCCGACCCGAUUCGAUCCUGCUCCCCCGUCCGAAGAAGAACAGCUGCUCGUUCCGUGCCGCUGCGGCGCGAAGUUGCGUCUGCUGUUCGCCUGGGAGCAGGCAACUGACGGCCCAUCUCCAACCGCGCUUACCACGACCGAUCCUGCAAGCAAUCCGCCAGGUGCAACCUCGGUACAUGCUGUUGCGCCGCUGGCGGCAGCUCACACCGCGUCCGUUGAUCGAUCAAGCCAGUCUUUCCGCGGUCCCCCCGCAAAUGCACCGCCGCUGCCAAUAACGACAUGCCCUGCCGCGGCGGCCGACGCUACGCUAGCAGCAGCGCAGUUCCCAGGCAUCGGUGUAGCCGCCUCCGAACCAGGGCCUGCGCCACAGCCGGAUGCACCCUCCGCUGUCGCCUCCCAGGCGCUAUCUCUCCGCACAGCUGCCCCGCAACCGAAUCAGCCACGCCUCGCCCAACCCCCGAGGUCCCAGCCGUCCGGCACCGAACAUCAAGACCCCGCUCCUCGGCGGCGUUGCUCCGUCUCGAUCACUUCCGAGGAGCCACCGCAGAAAAGGCAGAACGUCGCCGACCGCGAGCAAUGGGAGGUGGCCUUCGAUGACCCGUCAGACCCUUGUACCCUCGCCGAGUCCCAACAUAAGUCGGCUCCUCUGCCGACCCCGCGACCGGUUAACACGGGCACCCAGCACCCGAUCGAGUGGCUCUCCAAACUGAUGCGUGAGGCUUCCAUGGUCUGCCACUCGUCACAGCCCACACCGCCAAGCGGUGCGCGGACCGUAUUAUACAGACUAGCCACAGAGAGUCUGCUCCCGCGAGCAAGCGACAUGGUAUUUCGCCAAAGGCGGCUGAACCAGAGAGGGGCAGCCAGCGCGGAUCCCUGCCGGCGACUGUUUCCGAUACCCAGUCGCAGCAGGCCAGGCAAAUCGCACCAAUGCCCCGGCGAGUCCACUGCACCGCUUGAAUAAGUACUUCGCCUUUCGGCAAGCCGAAGGGGCCAGGACACAGAAACAAGGCAACCACGGCCCGUGGAGUCUGUAGAUCACAGCCGGAAAACGAGCUGGGGAGGAAAGAUG
Parathielavia appendiculata is the source of this 1741-nucleotide messenger RNA. RefSeq lists its product as uncharacterized. The transcript has 3 exons. NCBI's taxonomy places the organism in Eukaryota, Fungi, Ascomycota, Sordariomycetes, Sordariales, Chaetomiaceae. The record is from RefSeq and is a predicted model, not a curated record. The coding region runs from base 98 to 1633 and encodes 511 amino acids.